Dermochelys coriacea (leatherback sea turtle) is the source of this 2721-nucleotide messenger RNA. RefSeq names its product N-acetyllactosaminide alpha-1,3-galactosyltransferase-like. Gene Ontology annotation, molecular function: hexosyltransferase activity. The transcript has 8 exons. Gene Ontology annotation, biological process: carbohydrate metabolic process. Gene Ontology annotation, cellular component: membrane; vesicle; Golgi apparatus. The coding region runs from base 479 to 1561 and encodes 360 amino acids. Lineage: Eukaryota; Metazoa; Chordata; Testudines; Dermochelyidae. The record is from RefSeq and is a predicted model, not a curated record.
GAGAAAGGAAGGGUGCCACCUUCAAAUGUUUGUCUUUUCCGCCUUAUUUGCAUUAACGGAAACAUGACUUGUCACUUUUUGCAAGCAAAAAACAGGAAAUGUAAUAUAUAAGAUACCAGAAAAUAUGCACCUUCUAUGCCUGUUUUUUUUCAUAAUUUUGUAUCAAGCAAGGCAGGAUGACUAAUCUUCACUUCACCAUUCUGCAGCACAACAGGUUACUGUAGAAAUGUUCAAAAUCCUGUGUUGAGAGAAAUUCCCCCCCUCAAACAACAGAACAGGGCUUAUUUUUGUCAGAAAGGACUGGAACUUUGUUUCCUUUUAUUUCAGUCCUGCCUGGUUCAGGAAAUGCAGAGCUCAGCAGGUUAUUUUUUUGCACAGAAAAGUCCAGCCACAUGGGCAAAGAACUGACGACUGUCAACUGAAGCCAAAUAUCAAGUAUCAGAUAUAGAAUCCUUGACUGUUGUAAUCCCCAGACUUGAUGGAGAUAAAAAUGCACCCCAGAGGAAUGGCCUUUCUGAUAUUUUGUUUGGGGAGUGGAUUUGUGUCUGUUGUGUAUCUUAACAGAGGAGACUGGACCUUCCUCUGGAUGUACCGUGAGAAAAGCCAAGAAAUCCCUAUAUCGAAAAAUCAAACAGAACACUGGCUGACCAAUUGGUUCAAUUGCAGAAGCCAAGAUACUGCUGACAAAGAGCCAAAUACAUUGCAGCUAGAUGACUGGUUUCAUGCUAGUGCGCGACCAGAGGUAUCAACUUUGACUGACUGGUCUGCCCCAAUUGUAUGGGAUAGUACAUUCAAGAGAUCUGUGCUAGAAGACUAUUAUAGCAAGCGAAAAGUGACGGUGGGUUUGACAGUUUUUGCCAUCGGGAAGUAUCUCGAUAAGUAUUUAAAAACCUUCUUAAUAUCUGCAGACAAUUUCUUCAUGGUUGGUCAUAAAGUGAUUUUCUAUGUUAUGGUGGAUGAUCUCUCGAAAAUGCCUUUGAUAGAACUGGGACCCCUGCGGACAUUUAAAGUAUUCCAAGUUAAUAAAGAAAGCCGAUGGCAAGAUAUAAGUAUGAUGCGCAUGAAGACCAUAGGGGACCUUAUUGAAAGCCACAUCAAGUAUGAAGUAGACUUUAUGUUUUGUAUGGAUGUGGAUCAAGUUUUCCAGAGUGACUAUGGUUUGGAGACGCUUGAUGAGUCUGUAGCACAGCUCCAAGCUUGGUUUUAUAAGGCAGAUAAAGAGAAAUUCACUUAUGAGAGAGAUCCCCAGUCAACAGCUUACAUUCCAUCGAUGCAGGGGGACUAUUAUUAUCAUGCUGCUGUCUUUGGAGGUACUCCUCUUCGUGUUUUCAACCUUACCAGGGAAUGUUAUGAAGGGAUUAUAAAGGACAAAGAAAGGAACACUGAGGCAAUAUGGCAUGAUGAAAGCCACUUAAACAAAUAUUACUUUAUAAACAAGCCUACUAAACUGUUAUCUCCGGAAUACUGCUGGGAUUACAAAAUUGGCAAAAAUAGUGAUAUAAAAAAUGUAAAGUUAUCAUGGAUGCCAAAGGAAUAUGGUGAGGUCAGAAGUAACUCCUAAUUUAUAAAGGAUCCUGGGAGAGUAGCAUUGGCAUUGGAAAAUCUAAUCUGCUGGAGUUCAGAGUCUGAUCAUGACAUGACCAAUAGAUGGUAGAAAAAAUAACAUUUUUUUUAAAAUGUAGUUCCAUAAACUGCAAGAUAAGACAAAAUUUAUUCCUCAUCUUUUUAAAUAAUUUACUGAUGCUGGAGAAUUAUAUGUAAAGUAAAUUUUAUAACAUAUUGGUAGGGGAUGGAAAACACUUGACCUUGUUUAUCAUGAAAAACACAUCCAGCAGAGAUUUGGUAAAAAUCUGAUUUAAUAAAAUUAAUUUAUGCUAGCGGGCAAAGCGGAAAGGAAAAUACUGAGUAAAAAUUUUACACUGAAUAGAUCCACUGCUGCUGUCCAAGUCUUCUACACAUCUCUUCUCACUUUCAUAAAAGGAGAAGAUGCCUUUGACUCAACAGUAGAAAUCUCUCAAAAAAGCAAAGCUAUCAUACUGCUUUUGAGUUUGUGGUUAUCCAUUGUCUGACUAUAGUGUGAUUUCUCAAUGUCUCUGGAGUAUAACACUGUGUUUAGAAAGUUACAUGUUCCUCUGUUAUUUGUUUAUAAUCAGAGUGGUGGCAUGGUCUACAACCUGAGUACAGAUCAGGGACUGAGGAGGAAUUGAGUUCUAAGUACUGAUUUGCUGUGUGGCUUUAGGCAACUUGCUUAUCCUUUCCUCCAAUUUACCCUUGUAAAAUGGGAAUAUUACAAUAUAUACCUACCUCAUAGAGAUGCUGAGGAUUAUUUGAUGUUUAAAAGGCACUAUUACAUCUCCACUUUUGAACAAGAACAGGGCACUAAAGAGAUGGAAGAAAUUAUUGCCCUGAAUCAACCUCCAUUCAGCUAAAGGGGGAUUGGGUGGAGUGCAGUGGAGGGGAAGAGUAACCACUGUAGAGAGAUUCUUGUAGUACGAGAUCUAAUCACAUGACUCCUAUUGAUGUUGAUCCUAAAACUCCACCCACAACACUUUGAAAAUGUACUCCUAAGUGGCUAAACCAUCCAGAAACAGUCCCUGAACAUAAGAACGGCCAUACUGGGUCAGACCAAAGGUCCAUCCAGCCCAGCAUCCUGUCUACCGACAGUGGCCAAUGCCAGGUGCCCCAGAGGGAGUGAACCUAACAGGUAAUGAUCUAGUGAUU